This is a messenger RNA of Symbiodinium sp. CCMP2592, 1782 nucleotides long. The record is from the annotation of a GenBank genome assembly. Lineage: Eukaryota; Dinophyceae; Suessiales; Symbiodiniaceae.
AUGACAGCCCUUUGCGAGCAAGAAAAGGAGUGGAUUUUCAAGGUAGCGGAGCCACGGCUCCUGGCCUUUGGGAAAGCCCCUUCGCUCCUAGUGUCUGCGGCCACUUCAUGUGCCUCGCCCCUCUUCAACCUGAUCCUGAGGACCGUGAAGGAGAAGCUCUUCUGGUGGCGCGUGGUCGCUGCCGUAAGUAGCUGGACAAUGGCGCAAGCAAGGGCCGUGUCGGAUGCAGCCCAAGCGGCGGCACAGGCCACAGAAGCCGCGCAAGCGGUGAUGGCGAGCGCCCACGAGGCGCGGCGGAUAGAAGCUCUCUCGCGCUUCAUCCAAGAGCCCGACAUGUACAAGCCCGACACCAGGGAGCAGGAGAUCGACCAGUGGACCGACUGGCGGCACGUGAUGCGGAACUACUUGGGCGUUAUCGACGCCAACUACCUCACGGAGAUGGACGAGGUGGAAGCGAGGACCAACGAGGAGGCCCGCCUGAAUGCCGCGACGCACCCAGCGGGCAAGGAGGAGCCGGGAGCUCUACGCUAUCCUGGCCAGCUUCAUCCGGAACCGCCCCUUGAAGAUCCUACGGAACAUCGCCGGCAGCUGAUGCGGGAGAUGCAGCCGAAGACGCCGGUGAUUUCGGCAGCCAAGGCAGUACGGCCCGCGCCCCACUUGGAGAUCUUCGACAUCUCGGAGGACACCGUCGCGGACUUCGCGCUGGAGCCGGCCGGGCCCUACUUCGUGCAGAUGGUGACCCAGGCGGCCGUGGACCACGAGGGCGAGGAGGACACGAUGAUCAUCUUGGACUCCGGCGCCGACGCCAGCAUGGGCAACAGGAUCGAUGGCGGCACGCACUGCAAGUUCGACUUCUGGUUUGUGGCCGGCGACGGGCGGCGCUUUGCUGUGCGUGAGCAGUGUGUGGUUGGAAAUGUGCAAGUCCAUUUGCUUGCCAUCGGGAAAUUGCUGAGGCGAGGAUGGCAAGUGAUCAACGACGGCGAGGUCAAGCUCCAGGACCCCUUCGGGAGAGCGGCAAAGGUGGCGUUUCGCCACAACAGUUGGGCACUAAGAGGCGACAUCCGGAGUGUGGCAGCGACCCCGGCCGUGCGAGCUUUGACCGAGGACCCAAGGACACUGCCACCGGCGCCCCCGCACAUUGAGCUGCCGGCGUACAUCCAGGACAUCGUCGGGCGCGAGGGCAUGCAUGAGCUACCUCACGGCAUCAAGGGAAGACAUGCGACGACGAGCCGGCCUCGACACGCCGAUGGUGUCGCGGGCCCGACCAAAGGCGGCGAAGUCCUGAAGAGGUACGCGGAGGAGCUGCUGAGGUUUACGAUUGCCCUCCACGACCAGGAGCGGAUCGUCUUGCAGUCGGACGCGGAACCCACUAUCAAGGCAGUGGUUCGCACCACGGGCGACCACAAGCGAACGGACAUGGAGGAGAUCCACGGCAAGAUGGCUGUGGGUUCUGACGUGCGGCUGUGGGCGGCCUUCGGAGGAAAACCCUACAACGGCAAGCUCUGCAUCUUCGGGGAAACCGUCUACGACAAGAUGGUGACGCCAUACAAGGGCGGCGCCCAAUGGAUUGCAGGAGCUUGGGUGGGACCGAACCCAGCCAACGGCACCCACAACAUCCUCACCGACAAGGGCGCCAUCAUGAGCUCGCUCAGAAGCCUUCACGUGUUGCGCUGGCAUCGCACCAAGCCAGUGGCAGCACAUCCUACUGGGGUAACUAUGCUCGGCGGCAGAGUAACAGCCACCCAGCAAGUUUUGUGGGCUCCCGUGGCUGGCGGCCAGUGA